This is a messenger RNA of Sardina pilchardus (European sardine), 2584 nucleotides long. RefSeq names its product terminal nucleotidyltransferase 5C (gene tent5c). Lineage: Eukaryota; Metazoa; Chordata; Actinopteri; Clupeiformes; Clupeidae. Gene Ontology annotation, biological process: mRNA stabilization. Gene Ontology annotation, molecular function: RNA binding; poly(A) RNA polymerase activity. The coding region runs from base 171 to 1376 and encodes 401 amino acids. The transcript is spliced from 3 exons. The record is from RefSeq and is a predicted model, not a curated record.
CCACGCCGACGACAUUUUGGGCAAACAUCAGUUCUUGCGUGUAUUUAAAACGAGUGGACUAAUGGAUGAAGGAACCCGUGCAAAACUUUAACAUCCUUAUUUUGAACAUUUUGAAUGAUUUGAGAAGACCCAUUUCAAUUCAUUCAAAUAAUCUGUGAAGACUGCAAAUAAUGGCAGAAGCUAACACCAUCAGUGGGGGAGGCGGCAGCAGCAGCAGCAGCAGCAGCAGCAGCAGCAGCAGCCCAUCACAUAGUGUGCUCACCUUGGAACAGGUGAGCAGGCUGCACGACGUGCUGACGGAGGUGGUCCCCGUGCACGGCCGGGGCAACUUCCCCACGCUGGAGGUGCGUCUCAAGGACAUCAUCCAGAUGGUGCGCUCGCGCCUGGAGGAGCGGGGCAUCCGCGUGAAGGACGUGCGGCUCAACGGCUCCACUGCCAGCCACGUGCUGGUGCAGGACAUUGGCUGGAGCUACAAGGACCUGGACGUGAUCUUCCGCGUGGACCUGCCGCGCGAGUCCGAGUACCAGCUGGUGAAGGAGGUGGUGCUGGGCACGCUGCUGGACUUCCUGCCCGAGGGCGUCAACAAGGAGAAGAUCACGCCCAUGACGCUCAAGGAGGCGUACGUGCAGAAGCUGGUCAAGGUGUCCACCGAGCAGGACCGCUGGAGCCUGAUCUCGCUGUCCAACAACAACGGGCGCAACGUGGAGCUCAAGUUCGUGGACUUCAUCCGCCGGCAGUUUGAGUUCAGCGUGGACUCCUUCCAGAUCGUGCUGGACUCGAUGCUGGCGUGCUACGAGCGCUCGCCCGAGCAGCCCCUGGACGGCGCCGUCCAGCCGACGGUGGUGGGCGAGAGCGUCUACGGGGACUUUGCGGCGGCCCUGGGCCACCUGCGCGACAAGCUGAUCGCCACCAAGCGGCCGGAGGAGAUCCGCGGCGGCGGCCUGCUCAAGUACUGCAACCUGCUGGUGCGCGACUUCCGGCCCACGGACGAGGAGGAGUUCAAGGGCCUGGAGCGCUACAUGUGCUCGCGCUUCUUCAUCGACUUCCCCGACCUGGGCGAGCAGCAGCGCAAGCUGGAGGCCUACCUGCAGAGCCACUUUGUCGGCGAGGAGAAGAGCAAGUACGACUACCUCAUGAUCCUGCGCCGCGUGGUCAACGAGAGCACCGUGUGCCUGAUGGGCCACGAGCGGCGCCAGACGCUCAACCUCAUCUCGCUCGUCGCCUUCCGCGCCCUGGCCGAGCAGAACGCCAUCCCGGACGCGUCCAGCGUCACCUGCUACUACCAGCCGGCGCCGUACGUGCGGGACGGCAACUUCAGCAACUACUACGUGGCCUCGUGCAACCAGUCCAUCCCCACAUGGCUGCCGUGCAACUGACCCGGGUCGAGCGGCGGCGGCAGCACCGUGGAUGGAUUGUAACAAACAAAAAACAAACAAAAAAAACCCUAAAACAAAGUGAAACAACAACAAAAAAAUAUAUAUAAGAAAGGGACGCCCCCCCCCCCCCCUAUGCUUUAUCAAAAAAAAAAAAGGAAAAAUUCUCACAGAUAAACGGGAGCUGGACGGACAGACGGAACGUGCUGGGGACAAAAAAAAGGAGGCUUGAGCUGGUAUUAUCCUCUGUAGGCAUAAAGGAUAUAUUUAAAAGGACAUGUGUUUUUUUGUUCCUUUUUUUUGGUUUCUUUUCUCUUUAUUUCCUUUCUAUUUUUUUAGUGUGUGUGGGGGGGGAGAUCAGGUCGAGGAGCCAGACCCUACACCCCCUCCCCACCACCCUUUUUCUCAUUCCUUCCCUACAGAGGCCGGGAGAGCAGUGGAUCCAAAGUGAUGUUUUAGAGCUUGGAUUACAUUUUGUGUUUUCUUAAAAAAAAAAAAAAAGAAAAAAGAAAAGCCUUGUCUCAGAAUUGUGUUUUUGUUCUCGACUUUGCCUCUUUUUUUUAGAAAAAAAUGAAACAUGAAAUUUGUGCCUAAUCGGGGUGUUAAAAUCAAGCAUUCAGACUUAAGAGUAAUGGUUUAAUUUCUUUGGCCGUGGUGCCUUAUUUCCAUGUUGCCUAUACUCUGUCCAUCCAAGGAAAAGUGGGGGGAAAGUAUUUAUGCAUAGUGUUGAAAUUAUCUCCUGUUGGUGUGUGUGAAAAAAAAAAGGGUUGAAAAUUGUAACCAAAAAAAUGUAGAAAACUUGAAAUGUAAUUUGUAGGAAAAAAAGUACAAAAUGUUAGAUGAAAGUGACAAAAAGAAAGAUUUAUUGAAAGGCAAUUUUUUUUUCUUUCAUUUAUUCCCCCCUCUUCCCCACACUAAACAGGUCUAGUUGAUGACCCCUCCCCCCCCCCCCCCCAUGUCGAAAUUUCAGGGUCACAUGCAAAGAGACUCCACUCUAGCCUUUGACCCACCCGUUGCUAAGCGUCAUGGGUAAUGGGGUACAAAAGGGAAUACUGCCUUCUCUUGGAUUCCCUUUUAAAAACAUUGACCCAAAUGUGAAUAGGUUUGGUCACUGGACAGAGUAGUUUAAGACUUGUUAGACUCGUUAAGUGGAUGCACCCAGUAUUUUGUUUUUGUUUUAAUGAUGAUAAAUGAUAAUGAUGCCACCAUGA